UGGCAAGGACCUUGAUUGCAUUAUAAAAUGAUAGUUAGACUGCACGCUCUUACGAGAAACCUUUAUAGAAAUUUCGCAACCUCCAGUAUAUCGUUAAAUAAAGAUAAGAAAUAUGAAUACUAUGAUUUGGUUCGGUCUACACCUAAAAAACCGCAAGCUCCAAUAGAAGCUCUGUUAAUGUCGAAAAAGGAUUACAAUGAUUUGAAAAAACAAACCUCAGUCACGUUUGAAGGUAAUUAUAAUAUAGAUGAAAAUUUAACUCCGGAACAAAGAAUUGAAAGAGUCUUUGGGGGAAGAAUUAAAGGUGAAUCACCUAGAUCUUCAAGUAGAAUGAUGCGAGGUGAACCUAGAGUGAUAAAAGGUGUGACUGUACCGGAUAGGCCGAUAGAGCCAGACAACUGUUGCAUGAGUGGAUGUAUAAAUUGUGUUUGGGAAUUAUUUAAUGAAGAUGUUAAAGAUUGGAAUAAAAAACGUAGAGAGGCUGCUAAGAAAAUGGCUCAAACUGGCGGAGUAUGGCCAGAAGAUUUUCAUCCACCAAUACGUCAUUUGAAAAGAGAAAACCUACCUGAUUCGGUGGCCAAAGAAUAUUUCAAUAAACCAAAGAAAGAAAGUCCAACUAGUGUAAAGAAAGAAGAAGAAGAGGAAAGUUGGGGUAACGUACCAGUUACUAUUAGAGUAUUUGCAGAAAUGGAAAAGAAAAUGAAAGAGAAGAAGAAAACUAAAGCUACAUCAUAAUUUGCAUAAAGGAUCACUCCUUCUCUAGAUAAUGAC
Messenger RNA from Hyphopichia burtonii NRRL Y-1933, 771 nucleotides. RefSeq lists its product as uncharacterized. Gene Ontology annotation, cellular component: mitochondrion. The record is from RefSeq and is a predicted model, not a curated record. Bases 28 to 735 code for a protein of 235 amino acids. The transcript has a single exon. Lineage: Eukaryota; Fungi; Ascomycota; Pichiomycetes; Serinales; Debaryomycetaceae.